Molecule: messenger RNA, 2800 nt
Organism: Scatophagus argus
Lineage: Eukaryota; Metazoa; Chordata; Actinopteri; Scatophagidae
Gene: vwa1
Product: von Willebrand factor A domain containing 1
Exons: 6
Coding region: 313-1869 (518 amino acids)
Molecular function (GO): protein binding
Source: RefSeq, a predicted model, not a curated record
UCCUGAGCGCAAGCGAGACGCGUAACUGACGAAGAGCGUACAGACUUUACGCACAAGGACUGAAGUUUUGAGUUAAGUUUUAACUUCCAGCGUCUCCACUUAUCGCCUGCUUGAUCAUGCUCAACGAAGAAGAAAGAGAAGAAGCAAAAUAAAAAGACUGGCUGAAUGUGACUCAUAUACAUUAUUCUGCUGACUAUGAUUUACUGAAUGGAAGUGCGCUCCUCCGGGCUGUGGUGGAUAUAUGAUUGACUCCAGAACCCGUAACAUUUGCGUUAUAAAUUGCUUCGGGGGAACUGACUCCUAACCAUCGUGAUGGAGAGCUACUUAAGCUUCACAUGGAUGCUGUUGUGUCUGCUCCUGCGGCCGUCAGCUACACAAAAUCCCGCACCUGAAGGAGUGCUGAACUGUUGUGAGGGUGAUGUCCUGUUCUUACUGGAUUCCUCAGGGAGUGUGUCGUCCUAUGAGCACUCUCGCAUGCUCGCCUUCCUGUCUGAGCUCCUGCUCCCCUUUUCACUGGGAGAGGACAAAGUGAGGGUAGGACUUCUGCAGGUGGGCACCCAACCACGCCUAGAGUUUGGCUUUGACACCCACAGCACCCAACGUAACCUCCAGGAGAACUUGAGGAACAUCAAACCUCUCAGGGGGGACACCAACACAGUGGAGGCUCUGAAAAUGGCGAAGGAGCGGGUGCUGAGACCUGGAGAAGUAAACGGGGCCCGUGCAGGACUCCCGAGAGUCCUGGUGUGGUUGACGGAUGGGGUGAAACCUGGUGAUGUGAUUGGACCAAUGACUGAGCUACAGGAGGAGGGCGUGGCUGUGCUGGUGGUCUCCACUGGACAUGGCAACUUUUUAGUGUUGAGGCAAGUUGUGAGCCCUCCUGUGGAAAACCACCUGUAUUUUGUGGACAUUGAUGAUAUGAGUAUCAUUGCAGAAGACCUACGGAACGCCAUCAUUGAGAUUAUCCGAGCUGAGAGAAUCACUGUCCGCGACAUCUCUUCCAACUCUGCCACGCUCCAGUGGCGACCUGUUCUGUCCGGUUUGACGGGCUAUUACGAGGUCCGCUUUGCUCCACUUUCGACGGGAGGAACAGGAGGUGGCGGAGGAGGUGGCACUGGGACCAGUCCGAGUACUGGUGGUAGUCCGUACCAGAGACUAAUCCAGUCUGGAGAUUCCAGCUCUGCCAGGCUAACAGGCCUGAAGCCUGACACCACUUAUACUGCCAUACUGACACCGGAGUCUAAUGAACAAUCAUUUAACACACUCUCCGUCACAUUCACAACAAAGCCAGAGGUGAUGAGCCCAGCUGUGGUAAAGGUCUCUGAGUCGGGGGAAACCAGCGUUCGGGUGAAUUGGGGUCCGCUUCAGCCGGAGGCAGUCACAAGUUACUACAUUGAAUACUCCGCCCUGCCCCAUGGCAAGCUCCACACCACCACAGUGGGCCGAACACAAAACUCCACGCUCCUCAGAGACCUCCAACCAGACACCACUUACUUGGUCACCGUUACUGCCCGCUACGCCUCGGGCAAAGAGAAGGCCAUGUCUGUCAAAGUGUGUACUCAGGAAGUAACUCCAGCCCUGGCAGACCUCCAGCUGACCACAGUGGGUAGUGACUCAGUGCAGGUCGACUGGAAGGUCAGCAAUGCCGGUCUAAGGGGCUACUGGCUCACCUGGGAGGGACAGCAAAGCUCUGUCCCUGGCCAGCGCACUUCCUUCUAUUUGCCGCCUGACUCUCUGUCAACUCGCCUCACAAACCUCCCUCCAUCGACCAGAGUGUGUGUCUCGCCCAUUUACCGGACAGCUCGGGGAGAGGGACUGUGUUGCACAGCGCAGUUUCAUUCAGAUGCAUUAGCGUAUGGCUACCAUUCAUAGCACUUCUGAACUCCAAGUGCACCUUACCAAACAUGGAGGGACGAUGGUAAGAAGAAUGCUGACUUUCAUCCAUAAUUACUUUACCUGCUUUUCACCUCUGUGGAUAUCAUUCAGGAGAGACGUGUGGGUCAGCUUACUGAGCACUCAUGUGGAAGCCAUGGACACUUAAAGUCUGGAUUAAUAUGGCCACUUAUUGACUGCUACAAUCUGCAACACACAAGACUUCUUUAUCGUUUCAGUUGUCUCAUCUGGUUUACAAAUGUAGUAAGUGUAUAAGGCUGCAGUUUAAAGAUACAAUAAAGAUGUUUCUCUGGUCUGUUUUGCAGAUAAAGAGCAGGGCAGCCUGGGAAUGUUGGAUGUUUUAUGUAGCUUGCUUUGGAGAAAGGCUUUGCACCAUAUGUGGGCCUCAUGUCCAUGUUAGCAUUUUGUUUCAAACCCUGCUAAUACUCAGAGAACACCUGAUUUACAUUUAUAAUGAAUACAUAUCACUUGUAUUUAAAUGGCUUCUCUUUCAGUAUGUGCAUGCACACUGGAGUGUAACAAGGAAACAUUACCGUGUGGUCCCUAAUAACAGGAUCUUCAAGAACAUAAUGAAAUUACAAACAGAUUAACCAUUUGCCCUGAAACUACGGAAAUGCUGCAUAUUAUACAGAUGUAUGUAACAAAGGGUGGUCUUGUAUUAAACAGGCAUGCAUCACUCGUAUUUAUUAAUGGAGAAUCAUGUAAGUAUGAGAAUUAAUAGCGUACAGUAUUUCCAGAUAUGCCGUUUUACAACUGACACUGUCUUUGCUGCCCCCUACUGAAAGAUCCUUACAGGCUUACUAUUGAUCUGCCACUGUUAUUUUCUCAGAGCAAAUGUAUUAUGUUUGUUGACUACUGUUGAAAUUUAACAUGAGCUUGCAAUAAAGUCCUUUAAUAAUUUUGUUUAUAA